This is a messenger RNA of Odobenus rosmarus divergens (Pacific walrus), 1386 nucleotides long. It is a transcript of the gene FOXD1, whose product is annotated as forkhead box D1. Bases 1 to 1386 code for a protein of 461 amino acids. Gene Ontology annotation, biological process: anatomical structure morphogenesis; cell differentiation; regulation of transcription by RNA polymerase II. Gene Ontology annotation, molecular function: DNA-binding transcription factor activity, RNA polymerase II-specific; RNA polymerase II cis-regulatory region sequence-specific DNA binding. NCBI's taxonomy places the organism in Eukaryota, Metazoa, Chordata, Mammalia, Carnivora, Odobenidae. The record is from RefSeq and is a predicted model, not a curated record. The transcript has 2 exons.
AUGACCCUGAGCACGGAGAUGUCCGAUGCCUCCGGCCUCGCGGAGGAGACAGACAUCGACGUGGUAGGGGAGGGCGAGGACGAAGACGACGAAGAAGAGGAGGACGACGACGAGGGCAGCGGUGGCGUGUCCCGCCUGGCGGUGCCCGCGCAGCGGCGGCGGCGGCGGCGGCGCUCCUACGCCGGGGAGGACGAGCUAGAGGACCUGGAGGAGGAGGAGGAGGAGGACGAUGACAUCCUGCUAGCCCCGCGGUCAGGGGCCUCCCCGGCGCCCCCGGGCCCAGCCCCAGCGGCUGGGGCCGGGGCGAGUUAUUUUUACCCUAGCACGACUAAGAGAGGAGACAUUGGAACGAUCGCGCUCAUCACCAUGGCCAUCCUGCAGAGCCCCAAGAAGCGCCUGACGCUGAGCGAGAUCUGCGAGUUCAUCAGCGGCCGCUUCCCCUACUACCGGGAGAAGUUCCCCGCCUGGCAGAACAGCAUCCGCCACAACCUCUCGCUCAACGACUGCUUCGUUAAGAUUCCCCGCGAGCCCGGCAACCCCGGCAAAGGCAACUACUGGACGCUGGAUCCCGAGUCCGCCGACAUGUUCGACAACGGCAGCUUCCUGCGCCGGAGGAAGCGCUUCAAGCGGCAGCCGCUGCUCCCGCCCAACGCCGCCGCCGCCGCCGCCGAGUCGCUGCUGCUGCGCGGCGCAGGGGGCGCGGCGGGCGCGGGCGACCCGGCCGCAGCCGCUGCGCUCUUCCCGCCGGCGCCUCCGCCACCCCCGCACGCCUACGGCUACGGCCCUUACGGCUGCGGCUACGGCCUGCAGCUGCCGCCCUACGCGCCGCCUUCGGCCCUAUUCGCCGCCGCCGCGGCCGCCGCAGCCGCCGCCGCCUUCCACCCGCACUCGCCCCCGCCGCGCCGGCCGCCCCCGCCGCCUCCGCCGCCGCACGGCGCGGCCGCCGAGCUGUCCCGGACCGCCUUCGGCUACCGGCCGCACCCACUCGGCGCCGCCCUGCCCGCCCCACUGCAGGCCUCGGCUGCCAAGGCGGGCGGCCCGGGCGCCUCGGCGCUGGCGCGCUCGCCCUUCUCCAUCGAGAGCAUCAUUGGGGGCAGCCUGGGCCCGGCCGCCGCCGCCGCCGCAGCGCAAGCUGCCGUUGCCGUGCAGGCCUCGCCCUCACCCUCUCCGGUGACGCCGUCCGCGCCCGGAUCCGCCGGCGGCGGCGGUGGCGGCUGCGCGGUUCAGGCGGCCGUGGGCCCGGCUGCCGCGCUUACCCGCUCGCUCGUGGCCGCCGCGGCCGCCGCCGCCUCCUCGGUCUCCUCGUCGGCCGCCCUGGGGACUCUGCACCAAGGGACUGCCCUGUCCAGUGUCGAGAACUUUACUGCUAGGAUUUCAAAUUGUUAA